Molecule: messenger RNA, 1612 nt
Organism: Acipenser ruthenus (sterlet)
Lineage: Eukaryota; Metazoa; Chordata; Actinopteri; Acipenseriformes; Acipenseridae
Product: retinol dehydrogenase 13-like
Exons: 7
Coding region: 118-714 (198 amino acids)
Source: RefSeq, a predicted model, not a curated record
UCUGUCCUUGCUGUCGCCACUGUUGGUUAUUUAUAAACUAACCUCAUAUUGAAAUUGAAUUUUUAUUGGGUUGCAGAAGAGCAGCGUGUAGACAUACUGAUCAAUAAUGCAGGAGUAAUGAGAUGCCCUCACUGGCAAACCGAAGAUGGAUUUGAAAUGCAGUUUGGGGUUAACCAUUUAGGCCACUUUCUGUUAACCAACCUCUUGCUGGAUAUGAUGAAGCACUCAGCGCCCAGCCGCAUCAUAAAUGUCUCCUCGCUGGCUCACGUAGUGGGAGAGAUGGAUUUUAACUAUCUGAACUGGGAAAAUAAAAAAUAUAAUACAAAGGUGGCCUACUGCCAAAGUAAGCUUGCAAAUGUGCUGAUUACAAAAGAGCUGGUCAGGCAACUGCCGGGUACUGGAGUAACAGUCAACGCGCUUCACCCCGGAGUAGUUGAGACCGAGCACACAGGGAUGCAUCAGUCUCAAUUUUCAAGCGCAGUACUAGGAAAAAUCUUUCCCCCAGACAGGACCACCAAAAAAGUGGUGGACCACAUUAUCUACCGCUUUGUCUGGGGCAGCAAGAUGGAGAGAGUAAAGCGAGCGACUAUGAAUAAAGCCGAAAAGAAGGGAGGUAAGGGGGUUCCGGACGUUGUGCAGAUCAUCCGAGUGCAGGGGCUCACGCAACCCAUCAAGAACAUCCAGGCCCUGGACAGGAAGCUGUCUAAAUUCUGAAGAAUCUCAAUCUAGUUGACAGCCUACGUGAUGUGUACUUAUGAACUCUGGAGAGGUCUUUGAUUCUUAAGGAGACAUCCCAACACCUUGUAGACUCCAGGUCCAGCUCUGAUCAAGACUCUGAACCAGUUUGCUACCAGUCAUGACAACAUGCGGGUGCCAUGCCUUUCUGAAUGACACUGUGUAUUACUAAUAAUGAUUUGCAGUUAAAUCCAUUGAAUACAUAUGGCAGUAUGGAAUAUCUGGAAAAAUAAAGCUGAAAACAGACCCAGGGAUGACUGCUGAAGUAGAACUGAAGUCCAUUAGCAACGCAGAUCAACGGGUACUCUUGCUCAGGAACAACCAGCAUUUCAAAGACCUCAAGUGGACAAGGCAAGAGGAAAUCUAUGUUCUACAACAACAACAACAACAACAACAAAAAAUAUUAGAAAAAAACAACAAACAAAAAAUAAAAGAACCUUAAUAAAAUAACUGUAACAUAUCUUGAUCAGCAUAAACUUCUGCAUUAGUUCAACCCACUCCAAUAGAACAAUACUGGACUGAAAAGCUCCACAAAGGUAUUUGUGUCCUGUGUAAGGAUUCCUCACUGCAAGCACAACAAAAAUAGAUUAGUUUAUAACACCAUUUGUGCAUAAUAAUAACAUGGCAGUCAAAAAAAAAAAACUUCUCCAAAGAUAUUCUUAAUUACAAUUCGACCAUAUUCUGACAGCAUUCUUGUUUAUUCCAUUUUUUUUAAUUUUUAAUUUUUUUUUUUUGGAAAGGAUGGUACAAUUAAUUUGAAAAAAAUAAAAAAAACCUGCCAAACAUCUCUAUAUAAACCAUAUACUGUAGAUGUGCAGCAUCUAAUCUUUUUUUAUUUGUAUUGUGUGAAUCUUAUGAUAGUAAGAGGAAUCUGUGG